This is a messenger RNA of Octopus sinensis (East Asian common octopus), 2328 nucleotides long. RefSeq lists its product as uncharacterized. The coding region runs from base 1 to 2328 and encodes 775 amino acids. Lineage: Eukaryota; Metazoa; Mollusca; Cephalopoda; Octopoda; Octopodidae. The transcript has a single exon. The record is from RefSeq and is a predicted model, not a curated record.
AUGAACAGCAAGCUGUUGGAUGGCGAUGUCCGUGGAGCUGUCAGACUUGUUGCCUCCUCUAACCGGCUUUUGUCCCCAUCUCCUCCCGUUUUGUCUAAUUUGAGAUCCAAGCACCCCAGUCUUCCAGUAAACUCCCGCACCCAACCCGCUAUCGAUACGACCGCCCUUCCGCAACUGCUGGUUACCGCUUCACAGGUCGAGAAGGCACUGAAAAGUUUUUCCCCAAGCAGUAGUGGGGGUAUAGAUGGGCUGAAGCCCGGACACAUUAAAGACUUGACUUCACCUCUUACUGCUGAGGCAGGCCGUCUCCUCUUGGAAUCUAUCACCAAUCUCUGUAACCGUCUUAUCGGUGGUAAUUUACCGGAUUUUGCUCGGGCGAUUUUCUUCUCGGCUAAUCUCACUGCUUUGGGUAAAAAAGAUAACGGGGUCAGGCCGAUCGCCGUGAGUAAUGUUUUCCGUAGAUUGGCCGGAAAGCUCGUUUGCCACGUUGUGAUCCCCGAGUUGGUCCCGAAAUUUUUGCCAGUCCAAUUGGGCGUCGGCGUCAGUGGAGGGUGUGAAUCGGCUGCCCAUGCCGUAAGAGAACUUAUGGAUUCUUCAUUGGAAUAUCUUUUAGUUAAACUUGACAUAUCAAAUGCGUUUAACACAGUGAGACGGGAUCAUUUGCUCGAGACCUGCCUUUCUCUCGCCCCCUCCGCCUAUCCUCUGGUCCACCUUUCGUACUCACAACCCAGCCUCCUCCUGUUUGGCGAUUCCUUUAUCGUCUCAUCGACCGGAGUGCAACAGGGAGAUCCCCUGGGGCCUUUUCUAUUUGCUAUGUGUGUCAACUCCGUCGCUCAUUCUGUCCGCUCUACAGUAAAUAUCUGGUACUUGGACGACGCGACGAUUUGUGGACCUCCCCGCUCUGUCUUAGACGACCUGCGGAGCAUUAUCCCGGCCCUUUCAUCCAUCGGUCUGGAGAUAAACUCAAGCAAGUCCGAAGUCCUAAAUCUGAAUAUUCCUUCCGAUUUUUUUGCCGAAACUCUGGACACCCUGGAACCUAUUCUAAAAGGCGCGCGGGUAUCAGAAACAAAGGACCUUGGUUCGCCAAUUGGUCACGAGGCCCUCUUACAAACGCUCAUCGCCAAGGCAAGCAAUCUGUCAAACAUGAUCGAACGGCUUUCCCUCAUUGAUGCCCACGUCGGGUUCUUUCUUAUGCGUAACUAUUUCUCAACUCCGAGGCUUUUGUACACCCUAAGGAGUUCUUGUUUUCGCAUGCCUAAUCUGUUAUCCGAUAUCGAUUCUAUCUUGAAGUCUGGAGCCGAGUAUCUGUGCAACAUCCAUUUCGACGCUCUGGGGUGGCUUCAAUCUUCCCUGCCUGUUAAUCUCGGGGGGAUUGGCCUUCGUUCGCCCGUUUAUCUGGCUCUUCCUGCCUUCCUCUCGUCCCUGGCAUCAUCCCGUGCCCUCACUGACAUCGUUCUCAGAAACCUUCCCGAACGAAAAAUGUCAGUUGAUCACGUGGCCGCUCUCGACCUUUGGGAUUCUGCGUAUACCAAAAGACCUGCCGACCCAUCCGUCCAGGGUCAGUGGGAUUCGAUCACUUGUGACACUCUCUCCUCUGUCCUGCUUCAGAGUUUCGACCAGCACAGGCUGGCCUGUCUUCGUGCGGGCUGCAGUCCGGGCAGUGGGGCCUGGCUUGACGCCCUUCCCCAACCGAACAUCGGGACACUACUAGACGGCGAUUGUCUCAGAGUCGCUAUUUCUCUGCGUCUCGGUUUGAAUAUCUGUGAAAUUUACAAGUGCCGCUGUGGGGCCAUGAUCGACCAGUACGGACUACACCCUCUUUCCUGCAGACGCAGUGCUAGGCGGGCACCACGCCACACAGCCUUAAAUGACGUUGUCUUGAGGGGUCUCAAUGCUGCCGGAAUUCCAUCAAUCCUAGAACCGGCUGGGCUUGCUAGGGGAGACGGAAAAAGACCUGACGGUCUAUCCACCUUCCCCUUUGAGUUUGGCAAGUCGCUGAUUUGGGACGCGACAUGUUCAGAUACUUUCUCUGAACCUAAUCUUCCCUUGUCAGCCGUCGCAGGCGGUUCGGUGUCCCUUAGAACAGAAAAGCUUAAGAUUGCGAAAUAUAGAGAACUCUCGGAGCGAUAUCUAUUCGCCCCUGUUGCUGUCGAGACUUCAGGGGUCAUUGGGGAAAAGUCUUUGACUUUCCUUUAUAAGCUCGGACGUCUGAUCUCUCUGAAGAGAAAUGACACACGCGAGACGGGCUGGCUUCUUCAGAGGAUUUCCCUUGCCAUCGUACGAGGAAACUGUUUCUCCAUCUACGAAGCGGGGAAGUCCUCUAACUAA